CUCCCAUCUGUGCUCCAUCGCCCCGUUACCUUGGUGUUUGCCUUCAGUCGUGUCUUUGCUACCAGAGGUGGAAGCUGAAGGUUCUCCAGGAACACAGCAGCCAUCACAAUCGGUGAGCGAGGAAGAUGAUCGGGGCCAUUCCCUCACUGAUGCUGGCGCUGAUGUCAUUGAGUGUGGCCGGCGCCUUCCGAUCCAUUCGCACCGAGCCGGAGGUGUCCAGGAACAUCCAUUUAAUGACAGUACUUCGUUUUGGCGCACUAGAUCAGAGUCCGUCACUGUCAGUGACGUCGGCGCCUUCCCGGGUGUUGACGCGGCGCGGCGGCAAUGCCAUCUUACCCUGCGCCAUCCAAAGGGACCGAUUGCUGGCACCCAAUCCAAAGAUGAGGAUCAAGUGGACCAAGCUGACCUCCGACUUCCUAACUGAAGUGGAUAUUUUGGCCGCCGUGGCUGACCACAAGAGAAGUUACGGGAGUUUUCACGGCCGUGCGCGCUUGAGAGGCUCCUCCCCCUCAGACGCCUCACUGGUCAUCGAUAACAUCACGCUGGAGGAUUACGGGAGGUACAAAUGCGAGGUCAUCGACGGCCUGGAAGAUGCCACGGCCAUCGUGUCGCUCGACCUGGAAGGCGUGGUGUUCCCGUACUCCCCCCGCCUGGGCCGGUACCGUCUCAACUUCCGGGACGCCGAAAGGGCUUGCCGAGAGCAGGACGCCGUGUUGGCAUCCCCGGAGCAGCUGCGCCAGGCCUGGCGAGGAGGCAUGGACUGGUGUAACGCCGGCUGGCUGAGCGACGGCUCGGUGCGCUACCCCGUUAACUCCCCCAGGGAGCCCUGCGGCGGCCGUCGCACAGCACCGGGUGUUCGUAGCUACGGAUUCCGGGACAAAGACAAGGACCGCUACGAUGUCUUCUGCUUCACGUCCCACUUUAAAGGUGAAUUGUACUUCCUGCCGCCCGGCGCCAAGCUGACGUACGGGGAAGCGGUAGAGGCGUGCCGGCGGGAUGGCGCCCGGCUGGCCAAGGUGGGCCACUUGUACGGUGCCUGGAAGCUGGCUAACUACGACCGCUGCGACGCCGGCUGGCUGGAGGACGGCAGCGUCCGCUACCCGGUGGCCAAGCCCCGCCCCCGAUGUAGCCCUACCGCCCGCGCCGUCCGCUUUAACGGCUUCCCUGACAAGAAGCACAAACUCUACGGCGCCUACUGCUACAGGGAGCGAGCCUGAAAAACAAUGACUACACAAAAAACAAACAGACACAAAAUGUAUACAUGCAGAGUUACAAAAUACCAACACUACAGAGGAAACACAAAAAGGCAUCCACGUGACCAACACCCAAAGAAAGCCCACAAAGCUGGAAAAACUAGGGUGAAAUGAAAAAAUCAUUGGUAAUCUAUACCCUCAGUUGACUAAUCGGUGGGUACAUGUUAAUAAAGUGGAAACAUAUAACUAGACUGUACCUACAGAAAAGUAAACUGGGUGCAGAUGACUAAUUUGUGGGUACAGUUUGGUAAUCUGUACCAUAGGCGGAGUUUGACUUUUGGGGCAGGGGGGGCACAACAUGUUGAUGACCCCGAAACGCAGUGUCAGCAAAAUAAAGUUAACUUACAAUAAUCUUUAUAAUAAGUUGACAAUGAGCGUUUUUUUUUGUUUCCGAUCAUUCUUGAGGGGAAUUCUAAAUCAGGCUGCCUAGGCAAUAAUUUUUGCCAAGAUUGUCAUCCAUUGAAUAUGGUACACCCACCGGUGUUUUGCCAAUGUAGUUACACCAGUCAAAAAUCGUAUCCACUGGGCGGAACCAUAUGGAGGUAGAUUUGUGUCUUUAUUAUUCAAUGUUUUAAAAAAAGUUGCUUCAAUUAAAAAUAUAAACAGUUUUUUCAAUUAAAAUCUAUAUUUUCAAUAAAAAAAAGUCGCUUCAAUCAAAAAUAAAAGUGUUUGAAAUAAAAAAUAAAUUUAAAACUUAAAAAAAAAUGCAUGUGAAAGCUAUUUUUCCUCUUAUUGAAUUUUUUUUUGAUUGAUUGAAGCAAUUUUUUUGAC
Molecule: messenger RNA, 2024 nt
Organism: Corythoichthys intestinalis (scribbled pipefish)
Lineage: Eukaryota; Metazoa; Chordata; Actinopteri; Syngnathiformes; Syngnathidae
Product: hyaluronan and proteoglycan link protein 1-like
Exons: 6
Coding region: 126-1217 (363 amino acids)
Biological process (GO): positive regulation of neuroblast proliferation; cell adhesion; glial cell differentiation
Cellular component (GO): synapse; perineuronal net
Molecular function (GO): hyaluronic acid binding
Source: RefSeq, a predicted model, not a curated record